UGAAGCUACACAUUAGACUCUUCAAAAUGGCUCAGAUAUGUAAGAUCUCAGAGCAAGUGAAUAUCAAGUCUUCUGCUCACAAGUACUAUCAGUUUUUCAAGAACAAAAUGGAUUAUGUCUUAGUUCAAAUGUUUCCUGAAAUUUAUAAGAGUUGUAAGGUUGUAGAAGGGAAUGGUUAUUCUCAUGGCAGCAUCAUCCACUUAAAAUAUAACGCAGGUGAGGAUCUGCAUCAACCAUCAUUUCAAACUUUUUCGGUUCUUGGAAGACCAGAAGAGAUGAAAGAGAGGCUAGCUAUUGAUGAUGCUAACAAGUCAAUAACUUUUGAGUGCCUUGAAGGAGAUGCAUUAAGAGAUUUUGAAGUGCUUAAAUUAAAAUUUCAAGUUUUUGAGAAUGGUAACAAUGGAGGAACAGUUAAUUGGUCAAUAGAGUUUGUCAAGGCAAAUGAGGAUGUGGCUUCACCACAUCACUAUCUCCUAUGUGUAAGUAAAGUUGCCAAAGGCCUUGAUGACUACCUUUGCAACAACUGAACUUAAAAACCAUCUCAACAUGGUUUGGCUAUUGAAAUAAUGAUUUAAAUAUCUCCUUAUCUCUAGCUGUAUUGUUAUCAUAUGUGUGCACUUUGAAGCUUAAUUGGAAUAAAUAACAAUGGUGAUCCUUACUUAUUCUACUA
This is a messenger RNA of Cucumis melo (muskmelon), 670 nucleotides long. Its product is annotated as major latex protein 149-like. The record is from RefSeq and is a predicted model, not a curated record. Gene Ontology annotation, biological process: defense response. Lineage: Eukaryota; Viridiplantae; Streptophyta; Magnoliopsida; Cucurbitales; Cucurbitaceae. The coding region runs from base 27 to 527 and encodes 166 amino acids. The transcript is spliced from 2 exons.